AUGGGAUUUCCAAACCAGGAUACCAAAAUCCCAAUUCUAGUAGUCCCAUUCCCAGCACAAGGCCACCUCAACCAGCUCCUCCAUUUCUCCCUCCUUCUCUCUUCCCAUGGCUUCCCCAUCCACUUCGCCUCCUCCUCCAUCCACAACCACCAAGCCCGCCACCGUCUCCGAGGUUGGUCCUCUACAUCCCCCCACAACAUCACCUUCCAUGAUAUCCCCAUCCCUUCUCUUCCUCCAUCCAACCCCAACCCCAACGCCAUUCACAACUUCCCUUCCCACCUAAUCCCUGUUUGGGAUUCCGUCAUCCACCAUCUCCGUUCUCCUCUCGCCUCUCUCCUCCACUCCCUCUCCUCCUCCUCCCCUCUCAUCCUCAUCCAUGACCCUCUCAUGUCCCAUGUCGGCCAUGAUGCCGCUUUAAUCCCUUCUAUCCACACUUUCAAGUUCCAGUGCGUCCCUGCCUUCACUCAACUAGCGUUCACCUACGAACUCAGCUCCAAACCAUUCCCUCAGGACAACAACGUCCUCUUCUCCCCCUUACCCAACUGCUGCCCUGAAGAGUUCUGGACCUUUUUAAUGAAACAUGAUUAUGAGAGCCCAUGCGAAGGGGUGCUCGUCAACACGGCACGCACCAUUGAAGAACCUUUCAUUGAUCGUCUUGCCAAAGAAGAUGACUUUGUUGGCAAGAAGAUUUUUACAGUGGGUCCUGUGAGUCCACUCACUGUAACUGAUCAUAAGUCUGGACCUCGUCAUCCGUGUCUUGAAUGGUUGGACAAGCAACCGUCCAGGUCAGUGGUGUAUGUAGCUUUUGGAAGCACAACGACAAUGUCAGAUGAGCAGUUAAAGGAGAUAGCAUUGGGUUUGGAGAAAAGCAAGCAGAGGUUUAUUUGGGUUUUAAGAGAAGCUGAUCGAGGGGAUAUAAGUAAAGAAGGGGAACUUAUAAGGGAGAAGAGCCUGUUGUUGGACUUUGAUAAGAGAGUUGAAGGGAUGGGAAUUGUAGUGCGAGGAUGGGCACCACAACUGGAUAUACUAGCCCAUGGUUCAACAGCAGCUUUCAUGAGUCACUGUGGAUGGAACUCAUGCAUGGAAGGGAUGAGCAUGGGGGCGGCUCUGCUGACGUGGCCCAUGCAUUCGGACCAACCAAGGAAUGCACUGAUGAUAACUGAGCAUCUUAAGGUUGGGGUGAUGGUGAGGGAGUGGGAAAAAAGGGAUGAGAUUUUGAAGGGAGAGCAUGUGGAUGAAGCUAUCCGGAAGGUGAUGGUGGAUGAAGGAGGGGUGGAAAUUAGGAAAAGGGCUAAGGAGUUGGGAGAGAGGAUUAGGAGUGGUACUAAGGAAGGAGGGUCAUCUUAUGAACAACUUUUGGCUUUUAUUGAUCAUAUUAGUAGAUGUUAUUAG
This is a messenger RNA of Dioscorea cayenensis subsp. rotundata (Guinea yam), 1392 nucleotides long. RefSeq names its product zeatin O-glucosyltransferase-like. The transcript has a single exon. NCBI's taxonomy places the organism in Eukaryota, Viridiplantae, Streptophyta, Magnoliopsida, Dioscoreales, Dioscoreaceae. The record is from RefSeq and is a predicted model, not a curated record. The coding region runs from base 1 to 1392 and encodes 463 amino acids. Gene Ontology annotation, molecular function: UDP-glycosyltransferase activity.